AACACCUGCCUUGCAAGCAGAGUCCUGGUUUAAAAAAAAAAGUUAAGCCAACCAAAAACGUCACGUCCUGGGGAGUAGGUAAAUAAACGGACGCACUCCACACGUGACGACGACUUAGUUUGACACUUUGUUUUAAAGUUUAAAUGAAGACGAAACGUCUGGUUGCUAUGUUUAUUCAAGUUAAAAGGCUGGACAUCAUGAUGUGGUUUUGUGUGUUGCUGCCGCCGCCCACUGCCUCCUGUUUGCUGCUGCAGAGCUCUCAACUCCCACCAACACUUUUCUUCACUCCCCGUCUCUAUACCUUUCAAUUUUCACCUACUACAUUUCCUCUCCAUUUUAAUCUUCUUUACAGGCUGAUGAGGGAUUGAACGCACCCCUGCAGUUUUGGGGGGAGCCUGGAGGUGAGACGUGCGGCUGUCACUAUAGUCGUCACUUUGGAAUAUCGAGGGGGGAGGACGGCGGUGAAUCGGAGGGGAGCUCCGGAUAGGACGGUAGGAGCCGUGAAAACCACAUCACUCACCGUGGAUUGAGCUCCCUCCCUCCGCUCUCUCUCUCUCUUUCUCUCACCCUCCCUAGUCUGCAGCCUCCAAGAACAGCCGCCGCAUCAUUUUUUUUCGUGAGCAUCUGCCCCCUCCCUGUACCACCACCUCCUCCUCCCUCCAUCCGCUCUCUCCUCUCCAUCUCCCUUUCUGCUGCUGCUUGCAACACUGUGGGAAUGCAGCGAAGGUAAACGAAAAAAAGCGCACCCUCUUUUUCUCUUUCUUUCUUUCUCCCCUUUUCCCACCCACUAAAUGUCGGAUCUAUCAUCACCCAGACAGUGACGGACUGCAGACAGCCGGACGCACACGCACUCGGCUGUCACUCCAGGAGACAGGAGUCGGGCGGUCGUUCCAGGAUCAAGUGGAUUUAGCCCGACACUCCGGACAUCAGCACCGCCCAGUCUGUGGCUGAUCAGCGUCAGGUCUCUCUCGGCUCCUCUGCUUAUCCACAUUCUGCCCUUGCUUCAGUUUCAUUUGCUUUCCUCCACCCCCCCUCCAGCCCCCCUUCCGUCACUCCUCGUCUGGAUUAUUAGGAACAGCUGGGAGAAAAGGGCUGGUCGGGCAGGGAGAAGUACGGCUCUGUCGGGCGUCAAACUUGAGAUACCUGCAGGAAGCGAGAGAAGUCGAGGCGUUGGGGAGGUGGAGGAGCAGCCGGCGGUGUUUUAAUUCUGAGGAUUCUUUAUGCGGCCGAUAAUCAACCGUCAGAGAGGUUGUUGGUGCUAUGCUACAGCCUGGGUUGUUGAUGCACAUGGAUUUACAGCUCCAACGUGAAGCUCGGCACGCAGCGGAUCAAUAUUCCACCCCACUCUUUUACGCGUCUGCCUUUUUCAACAUGCGACUGAGACAUGCUGGGAUUAACCAUCAUUAAUCUGAACUAGCGAGGCAUCCACCACACCUCCGGCUCUCACCUGUCCAUAACCUGUGUGCAAAAGUGUGUAUAGUUUAGUGCGUAGUGUAGUGUUAGUCCGUGUGUGUGUGUGUGUGUUUGUGUGCGUGCUUGCGUUUGCUUGUCCGCCAGGGGGAGUGUGGCUCAUUUUGCUUGUGUCUGCAUUUGUGUGCUGUGGCAGGUUUUAACUAACGGUGUCCAUACGUCACUGAGAGCGACUGCGUCUGCUCUUUUCUGCAUAUAAACGUGUCAGGUGUUAAGUCUUUGCAUGUAGUUAAAUUUCUGUAUUAAGGACUUGGGCUUUGAAUGUGUCCUCUAGCUUAAGAUGCCAAGCUACCAUUUCACAGCACAUCAGCUGCCUAGUUCACCGCCUUGUGUUUUUUGGUCACCUGUUUGACCUAGCCCUGAACUCACUAAAGAGACGGAAACUUCAAUCAUGAUGAGUGAGCGUACGAGCACCCUGGCAUCCAUGACACUGGAGGAGCCGGGUGCUGAACAGGCAUCACCCCGAGCCCCGGGCCCUCUUCGAUGCGGCCCCUGUGCGUUGUGGCCUCGCCAGCAGACCUGGCUUUGUGCAGUCCCUCUGGUCAUGGGCUUUGUGGGUUUGGGGCUCAGUCUAAUGUUGUUGAAAUGGAUUGUGGUGGGGUCUGUCCAAGACUAUGUUCCCACUGACCUAGUGGACCCCAAAGUCAGCAUUGGACAGGAUCCUAUAUUCCUCUCUAAACCCAGUGCCAUGCCCAAAGGCCCUGACAUUUCCACAGCCACCACUAUUUCAGCAGCUUCAACCACAACAAUGGUGUCUACUACCACGCUGCUAGCCGCUGAUGGUACUGCUUCAGCUCCAAGAACUCGAGUUGGGCCACCGGCGAACCACUCGGCCAAUGGCAGCAAUGCCAUUGGAGAUGGCAACAGGGCCCCGCACCUUCAUAAUCGUGUCGGCACCCACAUCAGCGGCACCGUGGUCACCACUGCUACUACACGUCCCACUCGACUCACACCUCCACCCAGUGGCAAGGAGGCCACACCUCGCAGCACUGUCAGAAAAGGGAGCGCUUCAGAUAAUGGACACAGUGGAGCUGCUAACUCGAAGCCAGGACAAACUACCGCCGCAUCUGCUUCAACUACCACAACUGUGAAGACCAGUACCAAGAUGCAGCCGACCACCUCCCAGCCGGCGCCCCCAGUCAAACCCACAUCUCGCUGGGGCCAUGGACGACCUGGCAAGGGCCCUGCAACCCGACCGCACCACCGCUUCCGCAAUCCAGUGGCCCCCACGCCUCCCAGUCCACGUUCUGAGGUUUUCAAGCCAUGUGUGGAGGACAAGGACCUGGCCUUCUGUCUGAAUGAGGGGGAAUGCUCCAUCAUCGAAACUGUGGCUGGGGUUCACAGACACUGCAGGUGUAAGGAAGGCUACCACGGGCUUCGCUGUGACCAGUUUGUGCCAAAGUCGGAUGCAAUCUCGUCGGAUCCAACAGAUGAACUUGGGAUCGAGUUCAUGGAGAGUGGUGACACCUACCAGAGGCAGGUGCUGUCCAUCUUCAGCAUCGCCUCGGGGAUCUGUCUUCUCGGAGUGGCAUGCAUGGCUCUCUACCGCCGCAACAAGAGACACAGGGAGAAACUCCAGGCUCAUUUCUCUGAUAGUCGCGGCCUGAGGGACUGCAGUGUCAGCGCCUCUGGUCUCAUGUCCAAAUCCAGUUCCAGGCUGCAAUACAGCCUUCAACUCCAAAAGAGUUGCACAUCGCACGGAUCAUCUGCUAAGGGUGGCAGCGUGGCCCCGGGCACACCGGCGGAAUCCCCACCUAUCCUCGGCAGAGCAUUGUCUAAAGGGAAACGCUUCAGAAGUAGUUCCCUUUCACUCAGCCCUGCCCAGCAACAGAGGGAGGCAGUUUAUUUCAGGACCCCGCCCAUUACCAGAGGGAAACACAAAACAUCAGCACUCAUCGAUGGAUGCAAACUGUCCGGUCACGUCUACAAACACCUGCAAGAAGAUGAGUCAGUGGACGUGGAGUCCCAGAGAAGGUUCGAUUCUGCCAGCGGAAAGGUCGGCGCCCUCCUCAGCAGGACGUCAGUCUCUCACUUUGGAUCCAGAAAAGGGUGGAGCGAGGUGCCAUGCACACGCCUAGAUAAGGAAACAGACAUUUUACCGACUUCCUCGCGCACUCACUCAGUGCCCAUCAUCCCUUCGCUCCAAGCGAGCGACCUCAGCGUCGGGAAUGUGGAGGUGAGCGAGCAAAAGCACCGCGGCCUUCUCAAGUGGCACCUGGUACAGGCGGGAAAACAGGCGGUGCACGUUACAAAUUCCUUGGCUCAAUCCCGCCGAGACACCGCUGCGCCCAAGCCCAGUGUUAUGCCGGGCGAUGUUAGCCCUCCUGCCCCCUCCGCCGGCACCACUGCUCCCCCGGCGUCGCAGGAGAAUCCGAAUUCUGCGCAAAGGCUCUGUUCCGCAGAAAUUACUGUGGAAACCCCGCGGGAAUUAAAGCACAAAAGCUUUCCCAGCUCCAUGGAAAAGUCCGGGUCUCAUAGUGAGAUUCACCGCGGCGCCACAAACACUCCUGGGAACGGGACGGCGCACGGGUCAGACGGAAGGAGCGUGCACACGAGCUUUGGGAGCAGAGUUCUGAAGGCAGUAGGCCAAAGAGAAACCCAGGGAAGGUGCCAAGGACAAGCAUCCCUCGAGUACGGAGGCGCAAACCUCUCCUCGGCCACCAGAGGAGCCAGCUGCAGAGGAAGCGGCAACGGAGUUGCCAAGCCCCCUGCGAGCUGAUUGGAUUACCCAUGUAAAGCUUAAGAGAAACUGUGUCCCGAUGACUGUAUACCUGGCACAGAGUGGAUGUAGCAGGUGGGGGGCGCUGUGCAGCCACACAGACCAAUGACAGACAUCAGUGGAUUUUUUUUUUUUUCAAUCGCAUUUAAAAACUGGAGUUGCGUGAAGAAAAACAAAAACCACGAUUGAAGACGUUAAAUUAAAAUGAAACAAGACAAGCAAAUGCACAUUGUGAAUAAAUGUGACUCAAUGAGGACAAAUCGUGACUGGAGUGGGAGCUUAAAAGUGUAUUGGGAAAAAAAAAAA
Molecule: messenger RNA, 4495 nt
Organism: Cynoglossus semilaevis (tongue sole)
Lineage: Eukaryota; Metazoa; Chordata; Actinopteri; Pleuronectiformes; Cynoglossidae
Gene: nrg3b
Product: neuregulin 3b
Exons: 9
Coding region: 1862-4189 (775 amino acids)
Biological process (GO): animal organ development; nervous system development; intracellular signal transduction
Molecular function (GO): chemorepellent activity
Source: RefSeq, a predicted model, not a curated record